Messenger RNA from Magnolia sinica, 2902 nucleotides. RefSeq names its product V-type proton ATPase subunit a3-like. Gene Ontology annotation, biological process: proton transmembrane transport; vacuolar acidification. Gene Ontology annotation, cellular component: vacuolar proton-transporting V-type ATPase, V0 domain; vacuolar proton-transporting V-type ATPase complex. The transcript is spliced from 18 exons. Lineage: Eukaryota; Viridiplantae; Streptophyta; Magnoliopsida; Magnoliales; Magnoliaceae. Gene Ontology annotation, molecular function: proton-transporting ATPase activity, rotational mechanism; ATPase binding. The record is from RefSeq and is a predicted model, not a curated record. The coding region runs from base 42 to 2507 and encodes 821 amino acids.
GAUCGGAGGGAGAUCGAUCGGACGGUUGUAAUCGAGAGAGAAUGGACGUGGAGGGAAGGGGCGGGUGGUGCUGUCCGCCCAUGGAUCUGUUUCGGUCGGAGCCGAUGCAACUGGUGCAGCUGAUCAUCCCCAUCGAAUCCGCCCAUCAGACCAUUUCUUACCUUGGAGACCUUGGCCUCAUCCAAUUCAAAGAUUUGAAUUCAGAUAAGAGCCCCUUCCAACGGACAUAUGCUAAUCAGAUUAAAAGAAGUGGAGAGAUGGCACGUAAGCUUCGGUUCUUUAGGGAGCAAAUGGUCAAGGCAGGUUUGCCACCUUCAUCAAUGCCUGUCACACGGACUGAUAUUGAUCUGGAUGAUUUGGAGGUAAAACUCGGAGAACUUGAAGCUGAGCUGAUAGAAAUUAAUGCAAACAGUGAGAAAUUACAACGUGCUUAUAGUGAGCUUUUGGAAUACAAGCUUGUUUUACAGAAGGCUGGGGAGUUUUUCCACUCAGCUCAAAGUAGUGCCACUGCACAGCAGAGAGAAAUUGAAUCACGUACCGUUGGUGAAAGAUCCAUUGACAGUCCUUUGUUGUUGGAACAAGAAAUGUUGACAGAGCCAUCAAAGCAAGUUAAGCUGGGGUUUGUCAGUGGCCUAGUGCCCAAAGAAAAGUCAAUGGCAUUUGAAAGGAUCCUUUUCCGUGCUACAAGGGGUAACAUGUUUCUCAAGCAAGCAGUGGUUGAAGAUCCUGUCACCGAUCCAGUUUCAGGAGAAAAGGUUGAGAAAAAUGUGUUUGUCGUCUUCUAUUCUGGAGAAAGAGCUAAAGCCAAAAUUUUAAAGAUAUGUGAAGCCUUCGGAGCAAAUCGUUACCCAUUUUCAGAUGACCUGAGUAAACAGAUGCAGAUGAUAGAAGAGGUUUCUGGAAGAUUGGCAGAGCUGAAGACUACUAUAGAUGUUGGGCUGUUGCACAGAAACAAUUUGUUAAAUACGAUUUGUUACCAGUUUGAACAGUGGAACCUCUUGGUCAAGAAGGAAAAAUCUGUUUACCACACUUUAAACAUGCUUAGCAUUGAUGUGACGAAAAAGUGUCUCGUUGCAGAAGGGUGGAGCCCUGUGUUCGCGUCAAAUCAGAUUAAGGUUGCACUACAGCGGGCAGCCUUUGACAGCAACUCCCAAGUUGGAGCCAUAUUUCAGGUUCUGCAUGCAAGGGAAUCACCGCCUACAUAUUUCCGGACAAACAAAUUUACUACUGCUUUCCAAGAAAUUGUUGAUGCAUAUGGGGUGGCUAAGUAUCAAGAAGCAAAUCCUGGUGUAUACACAAUCGUCACAUUUCCAUUUUUGUUUGCCGUAAUGUUUGGUGAUUGGGGUCAUGGUUUGUGCUUGUUAUUUGCAACAUUAUACUUUAUCAUCAGAGAAAAGAAACUUUCCAGUCAGAAACUUGGAGACAUCACCGAGAUGACAUUUGGUGGUCGCUAUGUCAUUAUGAUGAUGGCAUUGUUCUCAAUAUACACUGGGUUGAUCUAUAAUGAGUUCUUUUCAGUCCCUUUCAAUCUUUUUGGCCCUUCUGCCUAUGAAUGCCGUGAUGCUUCUUGCAGUGAAUCUACUACAGUGGGCUUAAUUAAGGUGCGCCGUACUUACCCAUUUGGUGUGGAUUCGAAUUGGCAUGGCAGCCGCAGUGAGUUGCCAUUCCUGAACUCAUUGAAGAUGAAGAUGUCGAUUCUUCUUGGGGUAGCCCAAAUGAAUCUCGGCAUUGUGCUGAGCUUUUUCAAUGCCAUGUUCUUCAAAAGUAACCUGAACAUUUGGUUCCAGUUUGUUCCCCAGAUAAUAUUCUUAAAUAGCCUUUUUGGGUACCUUUCCCUUCUAAUUAUUGUGAAGUGGUGCACUGGUUCAAAAGCUGAUCUCUACCAUGUAAUGAUAUAUAUGUUCCUAAGCCCCACGGAUGAUCUAGGUGAAAACCAACUUUUUGUUGGGCAGAAACAAGUUCAGCUUGUGUUACUGUUACUGGCUUUUGUCAGUGUCCCAUGGAUGCUGUUACCAAAGCCUUUUCUCUUGAAGAAGCAACACCAAGAAAGGCAUCAAGGACAAACUUACGCCAUGCUUCAAGGCACUGAUGAUUUAUUUGAAACGGAGCAUGAUCAUGGUUCUCAUGACCACGAGGAGUUUGAGUUCAGCGAAGUUUUUGUACACCAACUCAUUCAUACCAUAGAGUUUGUCCUUGGAGCAGUCUCCAACACAGCCUCUUACCUUAGGUUGUGGGCUCUCAGCCUUGCUCAUUCGGAGUUGUCGACUGUGUUCUAUGAGAAGGUUCUGCUUCUUGCUUGGGGGUUCAAUAAUGUUCUGAUCCUGAUCGUUGGCAUCAUUGUAUUUAUUUGCGCAACUGUGGGCGUGUUGCUCGUGAUGGAAACAUUGAGUGCCUUUCUGCAUGCCUUGCGUCUUCAUUGGGUGGAGUUUCAGAACAAGUUCUAUGAGGGAGACGGAUACAAAUUCUACCCAUUUUCGUUUGCACUGCUAGGGGAGGAGGAUGAUUGAUGGGAUCUACGGUGUAGAUCUCUCACAUGGGCAUUCUCCACAAUUUAUUUUCCCAAAACAGGGGUUGCUUUUAGGCAAGACACUCAGAUAAAAAGAAAGGCCUUUCAGUGUGCGUGUGCACAUGCAAAACCCUUGCCGCUUCCCUGCUGUUGUUUCUCAUGGAAUAAAGGAUAAACGAAGGUUUGGUGCCCUUGCUGUGUUAUAUCAUUAGUUGUAUUGGUCUCAGCAUAUUCAUGUUUUGCUCCGUUGCUGUUAUUAGUACAGGCAUGAGUUGUAGAAUGUAUGAUCAUGGAUAUUGACAAUUCCUACUCAUUCUUUCCUAUUUUUAAUCGCUGGCAUUGUAUCCUUUUAAAGUUAUUAAAUCGAAGGGCUAAGGUGCAUGUAUGUUUUGAGAA